AUGGCAGAUGAUCAUGUAGUACUCUUCAACCGUCCCUUCGCUCCGCCGCCGCGGCGUCCCGGCGGCGGGGACCCCGGGCGGGGGCCCCGGUUGCCCCCGCCCCUCGCCCCUCCGGAACCCUACAUUCCUGCUGGUGUGGCUACGAGCGGCGGAGGAGGAAGAGGGUAUCCCAGAGGAGGCUACGGAGGAGGAGGCUAUGGCCAAGGCCGAGGUGGAGGCGGCUAUGGAGGCGGCUAUGGAGGAGGGGGCUAUGGUGGAGGAGGCUACGGCCGCGGUGGCUACGGAGGAGGGCAAAAUACCGUCAUCAUAGACCGAGGGAACGACGGGGUUGGCAACUUCGCAACGGGCCUCAUGCUUGGGUCAGCGAUGGGCGGCUGGGGGCACGGCUGGGGCUUCGGCUACGGCUUCGGGGUUCCCAUGCACAUGGGCUUCGGCUUCCACGGCGCAGGCUUCCACAACCAGUGCUCCUUAGGCGCCGUCUACUCGUAA
Molecule: messenger RNA, 489 nt
Organism: Penaeus monodon (black tiger shrimp)
Lineage: Eukaryota; Metazoa; Arthropoda; Malacostraca; Decapoda; Penaeidae
Product: ctenidin-1-like
Exons: 4
Coding region: 1-489 (162 amino acids)
Source: RefSeq, a predicted model, not a curated record